AUGGUGAACAGUGUACGGGCAAGGUCAACAGUGUACAGGCAAGGUCAACAGUGUACGGGCAAGGUCAACAGUGUACAGGCAAGGUCAACAGUGUACAGGCAAGGUCAACAGUGUACAGGCAAGGUCAACAGUGUACAGGCAAGGUCAACAGUGUACGGACAAGGUCAACAGUGUACGGGCAAGGUCAACAGUGUACAGUCAACAGUGUACAGGCAAGGUCAACAGUGUACAGGCAAGGUCAACAGUGUACGGGCAAGGUCAACAGUGUACGGGCAAGGUCAACAGUGUACAGGCAAGGUCAACAGUGUACAGGCAAGGUCAACAGUGUACGGGCAAGGUCAACAGUGUACAGGCAAGGUCAACAGUGUGUCACAGGGCAAGGUCAACAGUGUACGGGCAAGGUCAACAGUGUACAGGCAAGGUCAACAGUAUACGGCCAAGGUCAACAGUGUACGGCAAGGUCAACAGUGUACGGGCAAGGUCAACAGUGUACAGGCAAGGUCAAGUGUACAGGCAAGGUCAGUGUACGGGCAAGGUCAACAGUGUACAGGCAAGGUCAACAGUGUACAGGCAAGGUCAACAGUGUACAGGCAAGGUCAACAGUAUACGGCCAAGGUCAGGUCAACAGUGUACGGACAAGGUCAACAGUGUACAGGCAAGGUCAACAGUGUACGGGCAAGGUCAACAGUGUACAGGCAAGGUCAACAGUGUACGGGCAAGGUCAACAGUGUACGGGGCAAGGUCAACAGUGUACGGGCAAGGUCAACAGUGUACGGGGCAAGGUCAACAGUGUACGGGCAAGGUCAACAGUGUACAAGGUCAACAGUGUACAACAACAGUGUCACAGUGUACGGGCAAGGUCAACAGUGUACGGGCAAGGUCAAGUGUACGGGCAAGGUCAACAGUGUACAGGCAGGCAACAGUGUACGGGCAAGUGUGUACGGGCAAGGUCAACAGUGUACGGGCAAGGUCAACAGUGUACGGGCAAGGUCAACAGUGUACGGGCAAGGUCAACAGUGUACAGGUCAAGGUCAGGCAACAACAGUGUACGGCCAAGGUCAACAGUGUACGGGCAAGGUCAACAGUGUAUGGGCAAGGUCAACAGUGUACGGGGCAAGGUCAACAGUGUACGGGCAUGGUGAACAGUGUACGGGCAAGGUCAACAGUGUACAGGCAAGGGCAACAGUGUACGGUCAAGGUCAACAGUGUACGGGGCAAGGGCAACAGUGUAUGGGCAAGGUCAACAGUGUACGGGGCAAGGUCAACAGUGUACAGGCAAGGGCAACAGUGUAUGGGCAUGGUGAACAGUGUACGGGCAAGGUCAACAGUGUACGGGCAUGGUGA
Messenger RNA from Procambarus clarkii (red swamp crayfish), 1344 nucleotides. Lineage: Eukaryota; Metazoa; Arthropoda; Malacostraca; Decapoda; Cambaridae. The record is from RefSeq and is a predicted model, not a curated record.